Molecule: messenger RNA, 1717 nt
Organism: Chinchilla lanigera (long-tailed chinchilla)
Lineage: Eukaryota; Metazoa; Chordata; Mammalia; Rodentia; Chinchillidae
Exons: 2
Coding region: 701-1408 (235 amino acids)
Source: RefSeq, a predicted model, not a curated record
ACUGUUUUAGUUUCUAUUUUGUUCAUUUUUCCUCUGAUCUUUGUCAUUUCCUUCAAUUUUAGGUUUAGUUUGUUCUUGCUUUCCCAAGUUCUUGAGAUGUAAUCUUUGGUUUGUUUAUUUGAAAUCUUUCUCUUUUUUUUUAUGUAUACACUCCUUGCUGUAAAAUGUCCUUAAUGCUGCUUUAAAUUGGGAAUUUAAAUUGAGAAUUAACAACUUUAUCUCCAUGACAAGACUGUCUUCACAUUCCUGACAUAAAACACAUAAAAGAAUAAUACAGGCAAUCCUGAUUUUUUUCCCCCUUGUUUGUUUGGUUUUAAAUGUGAACUUAUUUGCUUUUUCUUUGGAGAGCACCUGUCUCCGCCUUGUUUUGAUCCAGCCAGUGUUUAAGUUGGCUCCAUUUCCCGACUUCAAAACAGCUAGUUGUAGGGAAUGAAGGCUAAAUUUUUAUGCUUAAAAAUAGCAGAAAAAAAUUCUCAGCAGGCUAAUAAAAAAAAAAAAAAAAAAACAAACCAAGUAUAUAACCAUAUUCGAUUUCAAGCCCGGACUCCCUUACGAUCUUUUAUUUAUUUUUGUGGUGUUGGGGAUUGAACCCUGGGCCUUAGGUCAUGCUAGGCAAAUGGUCUACAACGGAGCUACGGCCACAGUCCAGAGUUUCUUUCAUAAGCAACUUUCGCCUGAGGUUUUCACAGUGUAAAGGCCAAUGUGGCUGGAAGGCGUCCCUUCCUGCGUUCGGGGAGUUUGCCUCGAGCUGCCGCGCUGUGCCAGCCUGCUCAGCCGGGACGCAUGUGCGCUCCCAGGGUGGGGCCGUCCCUCUGUGGACCGCGAAUACCUGGGGAUGCCUCGGGAGGGUCACCAGAGGAGCCGCGCCGCACGUCACGACCCUGUGGGCCGCGGAGGCUCCGCGGGGCUCUUGGCCCUGCGCUACCCAGCUGCGGUUUCUGGUGUCGCGUUCCCUCCGGAGACCCACCAGGAACUUGCUGGAAAGGGCUGGCUUUGGGGAUCCUCUGCGGCCGCGGUCUUCCCAGAUCCUCGCCGGCCGCUCGCUGCACCGAGCUCAUCCUGUCUCCCAGGAGCAGCGCGGGCGCAUCUGCCGGGGUCUGAGGUCGUCAUGAGCGGCCAUGUGGCACAUGUCACCCUUCCCGGGGCUGCCUCCCAGGAGCUUUCCGAGAACAGCCAGCCCCUCGGCCCUGCGCUGCUGGCCUGGUCGUCUCUGCCGUCUGCACAUGCGCAGAAGUGGAUGUAUUGGAAGAUCGCAGCUUCUGCCUUUCUCUUCCCGACGUCAGCUCCAGGAACCUACUUGGGUCUUCAGCUGUGUGAGCAAAGUUCUUCUCUUUGCAAAGCAAGCAGCAGCUGUCCCAGUCCUGGGUCUCCUCGGGGCCCAGGCCGGCUGAGGGCUGGUCUCUGCUGAGAUCUCUUGGAGCCAAACUGCCCGACUGGCCUCCCGUGACUUGUGACCUCUUCCUCGGAGACGGCACCCGAGUGUGAUGUUCCGCACAAUUCGUUGUUAUCCAUCCCCUCCUUGAAAACAGUUGCCUGGCGGACUGCAGAGUAGGAAACAACAGCAGGGCUUGUAACAGAAAAUGACGGGGUUAGAAAUAAUUUUGGUUUCUAAAGCAGUAUAAUUUGAUCCCAAGUUUGUGGGACUACAGAAAACACUGUCAAAUUCAUGUUGUUUGCCUAAAACAAAACAAAACCCUGAAUAAACAAAAACUCUAGA